Molecule: messenger RNA, 1362 nt
Organism: Sclerotinia trifoliorum
Lineage: Eukaryota; Fungi; Ascomycota; Leotiomycetes; Helotiales; Sclerotiniaceae
Source: the annotation of a GenBank genome assembly
UCACCUCAAUAUCGAGAUUCUUUGGCAAUGUUGGUUGAAUUGUAUGGAGAUAUGAAGAUCAAAUGGCUGUGGUAAUACCUUUUGUCCCUAGGUAAUGCUAACGUGUAUUGGCUCGUAGAGUUGGCAUAAUUCUCUCCCGGCAUAAACUUCUUCACAUAAAGAUUGGUUUGAUAAAAAAUGAUACGACUUAUGAUGAUUGCCAAACUCUUUUGUCCUGCAUAUACUACAUUUUGACAACGGUACAUAUCUAUGAAGAAUUCCCAGUGAAUCAAGAUUAUCUGGGUUUUCAUUCUCAUCCAAAUUGAUUGAUUGGAUCGAUCGACCACAAUCUUGUUCCCGUUUUCUAUCAUGAACUGUCCUUGCAGAGAGUAACACAAAUCGAAGAGGUUUUGACAUCCUCUACCGUUUUUGAUAUCGUACCUACGCCACCAUGAGCACCUCUCCAUACAACACUUCGAGCUCAUCGAAGACAAAAAGCCAAAGCCAAUCAUUCAGCAGUUCCUAUGCUGAAAGUCAAACACCCUCAACCUCCGAUUCAUCUGCUGUACAAAGAUUCCAUUCACAACAGCAAUUAUCUUUUGUCGUUGGCGGAAAAUCCUACCUCUUCCCCACCAUUUUCGGCGUCUACAGAGAUGGCUCGACAAAACUAGUGCUCUCAGAGCACCACAUAACAACACCAUUCAUGAUAAUUGCCACAUCGAAUCUCCCCGACGAGCCAUCAAUUAUCGUCUCAUCCUCCACCGCCGUAAUGGGCACCGUUAAUUUCCAUGACUCUUCCUCCAAAACCGAUAUCGUGGUCGGUAACACCUCAUCAACUCUCCAAUCAUCAGGUCUUCUCUCGCCCGUCUGGGAUUUUACCUACACAUUUGAUAAUGGACGUCAGGAAGAAUUUCAAUGGAAAAGAAGUUCCGGAGAAGCAGUCGCGGGCUUAGGGGGUAGGAGAAGGGGAUCAAAACUUGUGAGGGUGUCUAGUGGGGAGGUGCUGGCUGCUUGGUCACAGCCAGCUACUAUGAAUUUGGAUAAGGUGGCUAAAAUUGGUUUGCUGGAUAGUGGGAGAGCGCAUGGAUGGGGUGAGAGGUGGGAAGUUACGGUUGUUUUGGGUGCUAUAGCUCUUAUCGAGAAGGAUAGAAGGGUUAGAGAUAAUGCUUCUGCUGCGGCGUAGGAUGAUAUGUGCAAUCUAGCUUAGGAAAAUAUGUGCGAUCUAAAUUAUAGCGAACCCGAGGGAUCGAAUAUGUACAAAGUGUUUGCGAAGAUUCAAUAAGGAGUUUGUCUUGCUUGGAUAUAAUCCGGAAUUAGUCGCAGCGCUAUGCGCCAUUACGAUGCGGUGUCAGUCUUUGCCAUUAUUGAUUUACAUCUACUGCA